This is a messenger RNA of Podarcis lilfordi (Lilford's wall lizard), 9059 nucleotides long. The record is from the annotation of a GenBank genome assembly. Lineage: Eukaryota; Metazoa; Chordata; Lepidosauria; Squamata; Lacertidae.
AUGAAGCUGCAGAGGCAGGUUUCAUAUCUAUGCUUUUUUUUUAAUAUUAAUUCUGUUACACUACACACAACCAGUAACAAUGAUAAAUACUGCAAUGGAAAUGUUAAAAAAAUAUUAUACGUUUCAUGUCUUCCAAAAACCACAUUUCAAAAAUAAAUUAAUGCAUAAACCUGUUGGUAAAUCAUAAUAAUAAUAAUAAUAAUAAUAAUAAUAAUAAUAAUAAUAAUACACAACUGAACGGAUCUGUUUAAGGCAGUAUUCUACAUGAUGGGAAAAUGAGGACUGUGCUACAUCAUUUGAAUCAGAAAGCAAAAGUCAGGACAAACAUUUGCUAGAAGACGGAGGCUGGCUUACUAUGAGUGGGCAUAAACCAAUAUGAGAGAGUCCCAACUCCACCAGCCUAAACCUGUUUCUGUGGCAAGGUUAAAAGGGCAGCGAGGCAAUAGGUGUCUCCCAAAGCAUUGCAGAAUAGAGCCAAGCUUUAACACCCAACAUGGUUUUCCAAUCAAUCAAUAGUUUAGACCAGCUAUGCCCAAGCUAGUGCCCUCCUGACGUUUUGUACUACAAUUCCCCAUCAGCUCCAGGCAGCUGAGAUUGGGAAAGGCUGAUUCAGACUGAGUACCCAUCUCACUUUUGGUUGUCUGGCACACCCAAGAGCCAGACGUUGGUGGGAAUUCAAAGCUUGGCUCGUGAUCAGCAAUGUAUGUCAAGGGCUCCUCCUGCAGGAAGAGUCUCAGCAAUUGAUGCCCAGUCUUCCAGGUUUUCUGGCCCUGCAGAACACAGUUCUGAGGAGGUGACACUCCUGAAAGGAUUGGCAUUUAAAGAGACGUUUUUCCAGUUUGGGAGCCAGUGGCGUAGCAUGGGGGGUGCAGGUGGGGCCGGUCGCACCGGGCGCAACAUCGGGGGGGGGGGGGGGCGCUCGCACUCGAGUGCUAAAAUCCACGGGUUAGGGGGCGCAAAUUACUUGCCUUGCCCCGGGUGCUGACAACCCAUGCUACGCCACUGUUGGGAGCACAGACACACGUAAGACGCAUUUCCUCUAAGACUGCUUUCUCUCGAAGACACCACUUCCUCUGCAAAUACGUUUACACACAAUCAGUCAUGGCACAUAUUACAGGGAGAACACAGAAGUCAUGCACUUGAUCAUGUCCGCUGUACCAGAACAGCAUCACGUCCUGAGGCAGCAGUCCUGAUAACUUUGCCACGGAGUGGGGGAGCAGAGUGGAGGGCAGGCGCGGUUCAGCAGAUAGUGCAAAAAGGUAAAAACGAAAAAACGAAGGUCGCCUCGCCCUCCACAAAAUAAAUAAAAAGGAAAACAGCUGCUUCCUGCGAGCUUCUUCCAUGGGCAGGACCCCUCCACUUCUCCCAAAUGAAUUGUCGUGUGCGCAAAAAAAGGUCAGGGCAGAUAUUACUCAUCCGCCGUUGGUAGGGAGGUGCGGGUUGCCCAAAAGCCACAGACAGAUCAACUAAGACUUGCGAAAGAAUUCCCAGUGUCCCAUUAAAGAUAAUUGCUACAACACAGGUUAAAAGAAACAACCAUGAGUGAAGGAUUGGCUGGGGUGAGGAGUGGAAAACAAUUUGUAGCCACUUUUUAUGUCCCACAGAGCCACUUGCAGCCACGGUAACCACCAAACGCACAAGAUACCCAAGCAGCUGGUGUGGCUGCCAUGUUUCUAUGCGCACCCACGAAGGAACUGCGCUCCAGAAUCCUCCAACACAUCACUGCGCUGUGGCGUGCCUCUCUUGGAAUGUGUGGGGCAGCUGUUUCAGGGUGUUCAGGGCAGGCCCUGCGUGCCAGAAAUGUGGGGUUGGGAAAGGGCCAUUUCAACAGAACAGACCUGGACUGUUGGGGUUUUUUGGGGGUGGAGGAAGUGGGAAAGAAAACAUUAACUGUGACAAAUCAAGGUGUGAACGAUGGAUUUGUGCAAUUUAACAAGGCUUGUGAGUCUAGAACUAACCACUGGACACGGAUACCAAGGUUUACCUGUGACAACUAAAUUACACUUGUACGGCUCUUGCGGCCAUUCAACCACCCCCUAUUUGCCUGCAACUCCUCUAGUUCUCUCUAAACUUUUGUUUAGAAACAGAGGGGGAUAUGUGGCAUGGCGUUCUACAAUUUUGUGUUUUCAUCUAACCCCCUCACUGCAGCACUUAAACAGAGGGACCCUGAUCUUGCCUACGUACAACACAGAGCUUUACUCAAGGGUGCCGAGACAUGUCACAGUAUCUCCCAGUUUGCCAGAGCUGCUUCAAAUUUCAAAUGCCAGUUGGAACUGGUGGGCUCAGCCAGGCAGAGAAGAGACUCCUGGCUGUGCUCGUGACAGAUCCAAGACUUUUCAGAGAACAGCUGCCAUCACUGAACAAGAAGCCCAACGGGAGACAGUGCUCACACAACCUGUCUCCUCGCCUGGCUAAUAGCUGCAGAGUGUUCAGCAGUCACCUAUCGGCACUUGCUCCCGGCUACAGAAGCAGUUGAGAAAAAGAGUUUGGUUCCUCCCUCCAACAGGACAGGAACACACAACAACACAGAGUGGAGACUGCAACCCAAAGGGAGACGGAAGCAGUCAGUAGUGUAUAAGGGCAAGGAUCCAAAGAUCAACUAAGAUGAGACAGAAUCCCUUAAGCCAAGGGAAGACUGCAUCCAGACUGCUUGUUUCGAAGUACAGUGGUAACUUGGUUCUCAAACUUAAUCCGUUCCGGGAGUCGGUUUGACUCCCGAAACCGCUUGGAAACCAAGGCACGGCUUCUGAUUGGCUGCAGGAGCUUCCUGCACCCAAGCGGAAGCCGCAGAAGCUGCGUCAGACGUCCGGCUUCUGAAAAACGUUCACAAACCUGAAUGCUCAUUUCUGGGUUUGUGGCGUUCAGGAGCUGAUUUGUUUGGGAGUCAAGUCGUUUGAGUACCAAGGUACCACUGUACAAGCAUGUCAAGCCAAGAGGAAAGGGCAAUGCUCUGAUUGAAUGCUCCCCCAGCGGUGAGGUUUGAGGAGGGCACAGACAAGAUCAAGUACUUCUAAAAGCUUACAUGGAAUUCUCCAGCAAUGCAGCUAGAGUGCCCCCACUCCACAACAGUCAAGCGAUCCUUAGUUUGGCAUGACCAGAUUACAUCCUUACUCAUCUCCAAAUGUACAUCCAUAUAGUAUCCUCUGUGCAAUAGCAAUGAACAAGAGAUAGGUUCUUUCCCGGUAGUUAACCGGCUCGCUUAGCUCUCAAGUUAAAAGCACCAAGCAGCUUUGGUGACUCUCAAUGCCAGUUCUGCAUUUUGGGUACUGCUGUAGCCCUCCCUCUUCCUGCGGGAUCAGAAGCCUCCCUCACCGACCGACCCCUACUUAUGUCACUGCUUUGCAUUAGGUUUUCCUUGAGAUGUUCACUCUUGCUCUGAGCACAGAUCAGAGCAGUCCCCACAAGGUCAUGUGUGCUAAGGUUGUGAUGAAAGGGGAUGAAACUGAUGCAGAAAGUGGUUCGGAUUUCUUUCAAAAGUUUCAGGUGUGUGACAAAUGGAUAAAGUAAUCUCAGUGCUUUUUUCACAAGGAGCCAAGGACCAAAAAGACCAGAGAGAUUGGACUAUUUAGAGUUUGCAGAGGCCCUAAAAGAUGGCAUCUUUAAGAAGGCAUCAGAUGUCUGGAUGUGUAACAUGGAAAGCACAGACAUGUGAGACUGAGCAUCCCUUCAGCAUGUGAGGUUUCUCCCAGAGCGUCAGCCUGUCUCCAGCAUGAAUUUUAAUGAGUUGUAUCAUAAUCUUGGUCUCCCUUGAUGUCAGACGACUUCUUAGAUCAUAAUUUGUUGCUAUGGAAACAGCUGUGUCACAGCCAAAUCGUCUAUCAUGAAGUUGAAAAACUAAGCUCCGUUUUCCCUUAAAGAUAACCGCUGGAAGAACCCUUGGGUCUCUCCUACAGGCACAAACAAGUGCGGGAUUCGGAAAAUAGCGGAAGUCUACUUGAUAUGACGGAUUAAAAGAAUUGCAGUGCUGAUGAAGAAUGCAAAGAGGAAAUUGUAAACUGCAAUUCACAGACUCUGAAGCAGCCACCGACUCAGAGAAGUGGCUUGGUGAAAAACUACAGGUCCCAGAAUGCAAGACAGGGCCACGGUUUGCUGACUUACUUGAAUCUUGAUGGAGGCAAAUCUGCAAGAAGCUGCCUGCUAUGCAGACGGAAUCCUUCUGCAUGAGACUCUAAGGUGCUGGAAUGCAGAAGAGCAAAACCUACCAAGUGGCUUCACUUUUCAGAAGCCACUUUUGACAUAUUUUGUGCAAGACAAAAACAAUUACAUGCUCCCAAAUGACGUGUGUACAUGUAACUUCAUGUACAUGAAGCAAACCCACAGGAAUCCUCAGUACAGUCGUACCUUGGAUCCCAAACAUCUUGGUACUCAGAUGUUUUGGCUCCCAAAGCUGCAAACCCGGAAUUGAGUGUUCCGGUUUGCAAAUGUUCUUUGGAACCAGAACAUCCGACGGGGCUUCCGAUUGGCUGCAGGAGCUUCCUGCAGCCAAUCAGAAGCCACGCUUUGGUUUCCGAAUGUUUUGGAAGUCGAACGGACUUCCAGAAUGGAUUCCGUUAGACUUCCAAGGUACGACUGUAUAAAAUGACUGCCAGGCCAUGCUUUGGGUGUAACGGAGCAACUCUUCCAGUCCUGUUGUAUGUAUGAAAAGAGGCUGAGAGCAAAAAGGAUCCAGGUAUUACCAAGUUCUGAGCACAAAAAUCAGAGAAAGUCACAGGCAGAUGGAAAGAAAGAAAGAAAGAAAGAAAGAAAGAAAGAAAGAAAGAAAAGGGAAGGGGGUAAGCAAAGAACAGGAGACCUGAAAGGUAUAGUGCCAUGUCCAAAAAUUAGUAACAUGCAACAAGGCAUAUUUCAUUCUCUAUUAAGAGUAGCCACAUUUCCGCAAGGUUUAGAAAAUAGUAAUAACAACAGACUCAAGGAGCUUGAAAUACAAGAGAACUGAAUAUUGCAACUUAGUUUGUUGUGCGCACAAGAAAGGAGGAAUUUUCAUGUUCCUCAUGUGCUGGCUACCCCAAGGAUCCUGCUGGUUAUUCUGUUCUCCUACUUCCUGUGCCCUGGGGGUUCACUGUCCCUCUUUGUCUUUCCCUCUAGCUGUUCAGGAGGCUGCACUGCUGGGAGGUCAAGAGCAGCAUGGGCCGCAGGAAUGCAGAGACGCCAUUCCGGCCACCCACAGAAGACAUUCUGGCCAAGCUACUUGCAGGGGCACAUACUGCCUUCUCUCUUUUGUCUCUGUGCUGCAACCUGCCAUUAUGUAUGCAAUCAACUCCAAUGUCGCUGCAGGAAGCUGGAUUGCUGGGAUUGUAUCCAAUGAAGUCACUGCAUGACUGCAAUUGCUUCUGCUCAUGUAACAGGAAUUCCACUCCCUUUCCUCCUUGCAUGCACCACUGCAAUCAUGUCCCCCCGGCCACAAAAAAUGCUCUGGAGGAUUGGGUGAACCCCCAGAGCAUAUUGGGGGGCGGCGGCAUGGGGGAGAUGAGAAGUUCCAUUGUUUGAGCUAAAGUUGUUCAAUUCUAGCAAUGCCUUUCCUGUAUACAAUUCUUGGUGUCCUGGGAUGGACUGUUUAUAUCAGAAAUUCCUGCUUCUUGUACCCACCGACUGGGAACAACUUCUGUGGUCUCCUGAUGAAAGCAGCAAACCACUCCUGCUGUUUUGAUUAGAAGACUCAUUGGUUUCCCUCCAGGUGGAGGGAAUCUGGCUGCAAGCACAGCUGAGUUUUCUACCAUAAGAAGCUUUUUGCUCCAGGAAGCACUCUGGAGCCCAAGAGGAGGAUCCACAGCUCCACUGCAGGAAAAAUAUGGCCCUUAGACGUUAUGCAGCAGGAAAAGUCAGCGCUUCCACCAGCUGUGGAGGCUGAGACUUUAUAUCGUGGGUGCGUAGGUAGAAAUACACCCUGGGAUGGAAGCCUGGUUAAAAUCAGCCACUGCUUCAAAGUCUUCAGAAUGUUUUGGGUUGGGGGGCGGGGAGGAAGGGAGAUGACUGACAGGCAGAAUAUUGCCCACAGCAACUUGUGGGAAGGGAUGCCCCAUUUCACAUAUUUUCCCCCAGCAGCACCAGAAACAAGAAGCCAAUGAUCGAAGUGCAUUCAAAAAUGAGGACAUAAGCUUACCAUUAAUUAAGACUGAAUGACUAAUGGGGGCUUGCAGGUUAAAUGUACAUUUGCAGCAUUUAAGCUAGCAGAUAUUUGCAUGGCCACAAGUGAAAACGGGCCCUUCCUUUAUGCUAUUUGAUGCUCUAAUGUAAAUCAAGGCAGUCCAGAAAGGCUUUGAGAUCAAAAUAUCUAUAGACACCAAAUCCUCUUCCUUCCAGAAUACCAUCCAGCUUAUGGGGAGUGUGAUCCAACUGGAACAAAUUCUUCCCAAACAGAACUGUCUGGGGUGGCAAGCUCUUCCUGCUUCAGGAUUUCCAAAAGGCAAUUGAAUCUUCCAGAGUAUGUUCUCUUCCUUCCACCCCCACCUGAAUUACAGAGCUAGGACGCAGUUAAGUGCACCCCCACAACCUAUGGGUGUGGCUCUUCCCUUCUUUAAAAUCUGAAGCUAAAAUGCGAAAGAUGGAAAGAUGACUGCUCAGAGCCAAGGACUGCACGUUGCAGAGACUGAGAGGCAGCCAUAAUGUAAACUCCUUAAUUUUUAUAAAGCUGCUUCAAGUUUCUUAAAAGGCCCCUUGCCACAUCCGUUUUCAAGGAUAACCCGGAGAUGAAAAGCCUGAAUGCAAAUACAGGAAGCACGUGCUGCAGAUAUUUCACCUUUCGCCAAUCAGGUGCCCUCCAGCAGUUGGGCUAUACAAAGAUGUGCUGUUUAGAACUGAUGGAGGCCUAUAGUCCUGCAACAUCUGGAUGGCACCAGCUUGGCCGAGGCUGAUAGGCCCAUUGAGGUGCUGUGGUGGGCUGAACUGAUGCCCAGCUUGGUCUCUGUGCAAUGUGGGAAAUGGCCCGAAGAAACUGCAAUAUAGCAGGAUUGUUGGCAAGCUUUCUGUGGCAGCCGCAUGGGCUUCAGUCAAUACAUUCAGCUUUCCUGAUGGCAACACCGCAUCACUUAUUCUCCCCCACUCUUAUAUCCACCCCCUCCUCAGAAAACAUACAGACACAAAGCCUAGGAGCCAGGAGAAGCCAAAAGGUUUUUUUUUGUUUUGUUUUCCGUUUUAUGUCUCUGCACUGACCUCACUAAAACUGUGCCACUACUGAGGAUUUUGGUGAAGAAGGAAAAGAGAACUGCCGUGGAAAUGCACACACCGGGGGAACAGCUCACAGGUAAGUAAAAUAACGUGUAGGACAAAUAUUUUCAAACCUCAUCUCUUCUAUGCACGCAUGAAAAAGGUUAAAUUCAAAGCGCAGCCCUUCUUGUCACAAUCCAAAAGGCUGGUGGAAAAUAGAAAAAAAGUAGUAAGAAAAUAAAAACUAGGGAUUGCGCACUAACGACUUAAAAUAACUGUGUGCAAAUUAAAUAUGGAUUAGUUAAUCUCUGGGGAGAAGUUCUUAAAAGGAAUUAAAAUGUGUUUUCCAAAUCAAUCAUCCUAGGCCUAGGUAUUAUUUCUGAUAAGGUAGUUUCACUCCAAGUUCAGAGUUUUCAGUCUCUGCUGGGCUGCUAUUCACCACUUGAAGCUCAUUUGUUGCUGCGUUUAGGUCUUCGCAAUCUCCCUUAAUUUCAAACACCUAGCUCAGUACCCGAACUCCUGAUGGCAUUUCCCUACCCCCAAAUCUCAAUGAGGCAAUCUUUGUUUUCAUUUGCAACCCUUCCGGCUCCUUAUUUCUCCUAUUCUGGAACAACAAAUGGGAGUGACAGUGGCCUUUCAACCAAUACUCUUCUGGAAAGAGCAGAGAUCACUCUGCAUAUUGACACAAGGACGACCUGCAUGGAAUACUGGGAUAUGUAGUCUCCCCAGGUAACAAUACUGCAUUGGAUGGGAGGAGACUGCAAUCCACUUCUUUGUUCUCUAACAGAUUUGUGGCAAUUCACAAGCACAGCUCCAGUGGAAAGUCUACAUGGGGCAAAGAACUUGGCAUUCCGAGGAACGGGGCAAACCAAUCUGUCGUGUGCUUAUGGCGUUCGAAGCUUGGCCAAUAGAGCCCUCUAAAGAGGUAGAGUAUCAAAUCAUUUUUUUUUAAAAAAAAGGCAAAGAGCUCACCUGUUUUGUUACAAAGCUUGACACAACCUGAGUUAGCAAGCAGAGUAAUACGGGAGUUAAUCAAAUCUGCCAAUUUGCUUCUGCAUGCCUCCAUCACCACUGAUGGUCUGUGGCCAUACAAAUGCGGGAGAAGUUUCCCAAGCACCAAACUGGCUAGCCAUGCUGAUAACUGAUGGGACACAUCUCCGGGCACCAGUCUGUUAAUGAUGGCAAUGUGAUGCUGGUGUCAAGACAGCAACACAGGCACUGUAUGAUGAGCAGCAGAAGCAAGGAUGGUCCCUUUCCCUCCCUGGCUUAGAAGUUUCACUUUGUGGCAAUCGAAACACCUGGCUCUUGGGAGCUGAAGAGCCACUCACGAGUUUGGGUGUGUGUUUGGGUGAGCCAACACCUUAAGAUCAAUCUCUUGCAUGCGCAGAGCGCACACAGCCUUUGGGAUUAGCUCUACACAACGCCAGGCCGCGAUAGAAGCUUGACCAACACAGCCUGUGUGGUCCCUGGAGCCAGAAAAAUCUCAUUCCACUAAUGCAGGCAGGGGCACACAGCCAACACCAAAGCAUCUCUUUCGUUGCCAUUAAAAGGGUAUGGGUACACGGACUUUGUCUCAAAAGUCAUACAAAUGCUUCUCAACUCCCAUUCAUGGGAACUUCAGGCAACACUUUAAACCUGAUAAACUACAUGGUGUUUUGCUUUGCUUUUUUACAAUGACAGGCUGGUAUUCAGGACUGCAAACACAAGCAAAGGACAAAUAAGCGUAGACUUAAUUUUUCAGUAAAUGUUGUCUUAUUAGGCUGUGCAAUGCAUUAUUCUUUGCUUAAUGCUUCUUAUUUGGAAGCACGUUGCAAAUGCAACUUUUCUUGCCAUUUGCAUCUUGUCUAUAAUCAGGUUUUUUUUAUGUUGGUUCUUCCUAGCUGACUAGAUCUUCCCUUCCUGUACUUCACUCCUGA